CGAAGAUUUUGAUUUUGAAUUGAAAGAAUAUACACUGUUAUUAUUAUUAUUUCCUUCACAUUGCUGCAGAUCGUGUACCUGAUUCAAUAAAAGAUCUUCUCAAUGCAUUGCUACAAUUUUUCCGUUCGCAGAAAUAAAUUAUUGCACGUUUGGAAUUGACCGUUGAUAGUAGAAUUCGAGACGACUUCAGUUCUUAUUUUUCAAGUGUUCACUGUUCAACUUCGGUACAUUUACAACCUUCUUACAAAAAGUGAGCAUAAAGAUUUCUCCAUUAUGAGAUGGAAGUAAAAAAUUCAUUUAUUUACAUAACCUGUUAUCUGGCCGGCCCUCGUGUUUCGAUGUCAGUGUGAAAAGUGGCCAAUGCGCCGCAUUUAUCCGCACCUAGUGAGUGCGGAGAAAUUCCCUCGACAGAAUCGGGAAAUUCGACGACCGAAAUGAAAAUGACAGUUCGGUGAAAAUGGCGAUACCACGGGUGUUUUGUCGUUCACGGCUCCUCGUAAAUAAGGAUUUUUCAUUAGUUUUUAGGAAUGUUUCACUGAAGAAUUGUUUGGUUCUGAGUAGCAAUUUUCAAGUACAUUUGGUGAGACAUUUCAGAACACCCAUCAUGGGAUAUGAUGGAGUAGAUAAAAAUAAACAAUUAGAAUGUGAACCCUCAUCAUCCUCUUCAGAUGACAGUGAUUCAGAUGAAGAUGAUUUGGUGGUGAAACCCAGGAUAAGCCCACAAAACCUAGAAACUACCCCUCACAAGGAAAAUUUUAUCACAAACAUUCUCGACGUGACAGUAGAAUACCAUCGGGGCCUCCCACAAGUGACAGUUCCUUUGCCGAGCCGACGAGAACGAUGCGUGUUCACGCUGAAACCGAUUUCGAACACCGUGGGAGAUUUCCUGGAGAUGUUGAAGAAAGAAGACAAGGGAAUCGACACGGCCAUAUGUCGAUCCAUCGACGACAUAAGAAUAGCGUCUUCCAACACCAUCGAGACACUCCUAGAAGACGAUUUCAAAUUGGUGAUAAACGACAAAACGUACAACGUCAGUUGUCCCAAACAAGAACGAUUAACGGGCGAGGAAAUCAAAAGAUUGGCUGAUAUAAAAAAUAUGGUACACCAGCUGUAUGAAGUACUCAACAUUGAGGAACAUAACGUGCUGAAAGAAAACGAAAUUGUCAGGGAAAUCGAGAACGUGAAGCAAGAGUUGCUUCCAUUCGAAAAUCAAAUACGAGAUCUAGAAGUGAUAGCAGAGAAGAGAGGGAACUGGCUGUCUUGGGCUGGAUUGGGGUUCAUGUCUGUUCAGUUUGGAAUUUUAGCUAGACUGACGUGGUGGGAAUAUUCCUGGGAUAUUAUGGAACCUGUCACCUAUUUCGUCACUUACGGAACAGCUAUGGCUAUGUAUUCCUAUUACGUUUUAACUAAAGAGGAAUACAUACUUCCAAGUGUCACAGAUCGCCAAAAACUCUUAGUGCUUCACAACAAAGCCAAAAAAAUGGGUCUCGACCUACAGAGAUACAAUCAGUUACAAGAACAACUUGUAAAAUUGAACAGAAGACUGGCCAAAUUGAGGAAUCCGCUAAAAGUACCUCCUAAGAGUCGGAGUACAUCAACUCCAUCAGAAACGUCUUCAGAUGAUGUUUCGCAAAUAACGUUAGAUAAUUUCGCAAAAACUCUAGGAAAAAUACAUGACAACAGGACACCAAUUCCUAGUCAAAAAUGACUAAUGUGAUUGUAAGGAACUGAUACAAAUGCCUCGUUAUUUAUUUAUCAUUUUAAAUAUCUUCAUUUUUUACUUGAAGCAUUUAUACAUUUCAACGUGAUCCUCAGUAUAGAGUAGGAUUGAAUUUGUCGAAUGAUGCUGUAUUUUACCCUAUUUGUUGAAUGUUAUUAUGAUCGGAAAGUUUUCUAAGGAAUAGGCUAAUUGUUAACUAAUUGUCUAAGCACAGUUUAACUGUGAAGAGUCUUUUUUUAGUCUACAAAUAUGUUGUUUACGUGCAAAUAUUUUUUAUAUAUAAAGGAAUGUUUUUUAUUGUGAUAUGAAGCUCAAAUACUAUACUAUGCUCUUUAAAUAAUUGUUAUUGUUUUAAAUAAACCAAUCAACUGUUGCGAGAAAAUGAUGUGUGUAAUCUUCAUUUUUUUUAGACUCUCUAUUAUUGCCAUCUGUUGUAAAACUUGAAUCCUAUAAGAGUGUGUUCAGUCGGAGGUGUUGAAGAAGAAUAAUUUAUUUUGUUUAGUUUUGUACUUAGCAGGAUUGUUAUAGUUUGUAUAUUUGUAUAUAACUGCUUCGACAGUAAGCUUAAUUGAACUAUACAUUUUCAUUCAUACCCUAUACAUGUAUACCACCGCACAUUUGUUAAUAUGAUUCUUGAUAAAAAUUGUUCGAGUGAUGAAAGAGACCAUUAGCAUUAACCUAAAAAUUUUUAUAAAGUUGAAUAUAUAUAAAUAUAAGCACAAAGGAAGCUUUA
Messenger RNA from Coccinella septempunctata (seven-spotted ladybird), 2453 nucleotides. RefSeq names its product calcium uniporter protein, mitochondrial (gene MCU). The transcript has 7 exons. The coding region runs from base 458 to 1708 and encodes 416 amino acids. Gene Ontology annotation, biological process: calcium import into the mitochondrion; mitochondrial calcium ion homeostasis. NCBI's taxonomy places the organism in Eukaryota, Metazoa, Arthropoda, Insecta, Coleoptera, Coccinellidae. Gene Ontology annotation, molecular function: calcium channel activity; uniporter activity. Gene Ontology annotation, cellular component: mitochondrial inner membrane; uniplex complex. The record is from RefSeq and is a predicted model, not a curated record.